CCCCUCCAGGAAGCCACGCCUCCUCACUGAGGCCACGCACCCGCGAUGGCGCUGGCAGCGUUGGAGAGGGACCCUGCGGGCGGGGGUCUCUUCGCCUCCCCCGUCCCCCCUUCUUGCCGCAGCUGCCCCUGCGUGCUGGGGGUGGACGAGGCGGGGAGGGGUCCGGUGCUGGACUGUGCCCCUUCAGACUCGAAGACGCUUUCGGAGUCGGAGCGUGAGCGGCGCUUUGGGCUGCUGGAGGCGGCGGGGGGGCUGCUUGGGUGGGCGCUGCAGGUGUUGCCCCCCCAGCACAUCUCAGCCUGCAUGCAGCAGCGGUCAAAGUACAACCUGAAUGAGCUGUCCCAUGACACCGCCACAGAACUCAUCCAGCACGUGCUGGAUAAUGGGGUACAGGUGGCCGAGGUGUUUCUGGACACAGUGGGGCCAGCAGAGAAAUAUGAAGCAAAGCUGCGGGGUCGAUUCCCGGGGCUGGAGAUCACUGUGCGCCCCAAAGCUGAUGCUCUCUUCCCCAUCGUCAGCGCUGCCAGCAUCUGUGCCAAGGUUGCCCGUGACCGUGCAGUGAAGUGUUGGAACUUCACAGAGGAUUUGGGGGAUGACAUCGACCGUGAUUACGGCUCAGGGUACCCCAAUGACCCCAAAACAAAGGAGUGGCUGAGGAGGAACCUGCAGCCCGUGUUUGGGUUCCCAGGGUUGGUGCGGUUCAGCUGGGGCACAGCACAGGAACUGCUGCGGCACGGGGGGGUCCCUGUCACCUGGUAUGGGGGAAAGGGGGAGCUGGGGGGGUCCUAUUACCUGGUACGGGUUGGGGUUGGGUCCUGUCACUUGGUAUGGGGGGGGUCUGUGGGAGUCUUGGGUCCUGUGGAAUACAGGAUGGGA
This is a messenger RNA of Phasianus colchicus (ring-necked pheasant), 876 nucleotides long. The record is from RefSeq and is a predicted model, not a curated record. Lineage: Eukaryota; Metazoa; Chordata; Aves; Galliformes; Phasianidae.